AUGGAGAAGGACCAUGAGGCCGGCCGCUCUGGCCCUAUUCCUCAUCUCCAACGGGUUUUUGACCAGGGAGCCCUCAACGACGAUAUUAUCAACCAUCCUUACAGGGGGUCAGGCACCGAGGAUGACCCUUUCCUGGUCACCUGGAUCGACAAUGACCCAGUAAAUCCGAUGAACUACUCGACUACGAUGAAAUGGAGUAUCACUAUACUUGUCGCAAUCGCAACGCUGGCGGUAGCCUUUGUGUCUUCUGCAUACUCUGGCGGUAUUGCUGAGGUCCUCAGAGAGUUUCAAAUUUCACAGAUCGUCGGUACGCUGGGUAUCUCGCUAUUCGUCCUAGGUUUCGCUAUAGGACCGCUAGCAUGGGCGCCGCUAAGUGAACUGUACGGACGUCAGUACCUGUUCUUUGGUACAUACAUGUUUCUCACUGCCUUCAACGCCGGUGCCGCCGGCGCCCAGAACAUCGAGACUCUGAUUAUCCUGAGAUUCUUGGCUGGUUCUUUUGGCUCCUCGCCGUUGACUAAUGCUGGCGGUGUCAUUGCAGACAUGUUUCCUGCAUCUCAGAGAGGUUUAGCCACGAGUCUCUUCGCUGCUGCUCCGAUGCUGGGACCUGUCAUUGGUCCAAUUGUUGGUGGUUUUGUCGGCCAGACCAUCGGCUGGCGCUGGAUCGAAGGCGUCAUGGCUAUAUUCACUGGUGUUCUCUGGAUCCUCUACACUCUUCUCAUCCCCGAAACCUAUGCACCAGUCCUGCUUCGCAAGCGUGCCGCAGCCCUUUCGAAGCGAACCGGACAAGUGUACAAGAGCAAAUCCGACGCCGAGCAAGGCACCAAAACUAUCGGCACGGCUUUCAAGACCGCUCUCAUUCGUCCAUGGCAACUGCUAUUCCGCGAACCCAUCGUUCUCCUCCUAUCCCUAUACAUGGCCGUCGUCUACGGAACGCUGUAUAUGCUCUUCGGCGCUUUCCCCAUCGUCUACCAACAAGGUCGCGGUUGGUCUCAAGGCAUUGGUGGUCUCGCAUUCUUGGGUGUAGCUGUUGGCAUGAUUCUAGCGACUGCCUACUCGAUAUGGGACAACAAGCGCUACAACAAGGUCGCUGACGCUUCGCCUGGUGGCGUCGCCCCGCCAGAAGCUCGACUUCCACCCGCGAUACUAGGCUCAAUUGUCAUGCCCAUCGGCUUGUUUUGGUUCGCUUGGACCAACGGACCGAGUAUUCACUGGAUUGUCAGCAUCAUAGCGAGCGUGCCUUUCGGCUUCAGUAUGGUUCUUGUCUUCCUUUCGAUCAUGAAUUACUUGAUCGACGCAUACCUUAUCUACGCGGCAUCUGCACUUGCUGCCAACUCAGUACUCCGAUCGCUGUUCGGCGCUGCAUUCCCGCUGUUUACUAGCGAUAUGUACAAAAACCUGGGCAUACAUUGGGCAUCUUCGGUUCCGGCAUUCUUGUCGCUAGCUUGCUUGCCCUUUCCUUAUCUAUUCUACAAGUAUGGUCCUGCCAUUCGUCAGCGCUGUAAAUAUGCUGCGGAGGCUGCGGAGUUCCUAGAGAGGAUGCAGCAGAAAGAAUGA
Molecule: messenger RNA, 1557 nt
Organism: Alternaria postmessia
Lineage: Eukaryota; Fungi; Ascomycota; Dothideomycetes; Pleosporales; Pleosporaceae
Gene: MFS2
Product: MFS siderochrome iron transporter 1
Exons: 3
Coding region: 1-1557 (518 amino acids)
Biological process (GO): transmembrane transport
Molecular function (GO): transmembrane transporter activity
Source: RefSeq, a predicted model, not a curated record